AUGAACGGCCAUGCAGAACCGAGCAAGCGUCAACGCUUCGAUGUGCCUGCCAAGAUGAAAGCAUUACAAUACUCUGGCCCCGAGAGAUUCGCAGUCGAGACCAUCGAUGUUCCAACAAUCGGUGAUGAUGAUGUUCUUCGACCGUUCACUUCUCCACACACCUCACUCACCUCCCUAGGCCACGAAGCAGCAGGCACCGUCGCCGCUAUCGGCAAGAACGUUAAUAACGUCGCGGUUGGUGACCGUGUAGCAGCCGAUGCCUUACAACCAUGUCUGAACUGUUUCUACUGCACGCGCAGAAAGACCCAACUCUGUGAGAACGUCAUCGGGUAUGGCGGUAAUGUUCCGGGUGGUUUCGCAGAGUACUGCAGAUACCCAGCUCGUAUGGUCUACCCUAUUGGAAACCUUCCGGAUCUAGAGGCCGUCUUGCUCGAACCCGCCGCAUGCGCAACACAUGGUAUUGAGAGAAUGCAGAUGGAGGUCGGAAGCAGGGUACUGCUUUUCGGAUGCGGCCCGACGGGCAUAUUGUUAGCUCAAUUGAUCAAGAUGAAUGGCGCUGCUCAUUUGACCAUCGCCUCAAAAGGCGGCCCGAAACUCGAUCUCGCGCGCGAACUCAACAUCGCUGAUUCUUACAUCACGAUAUCUGACGAUAAUCCUGGAGAUGACAUGGCCGCGCUCUCGACCGACAAUCCCUACGGCUUCGACAUCGUCGUGGAGGCCACUGGCGCACCCACUGUUCUCGAAAAGGCCAUCGAGUACGUACGAAAAGGCGGCAAGCUAGUCGUAUACGGCGUCUAUGACGAGAGCGUGAAGAUCGCAUGGUCGCCCUUCCGGAUCUGGGAGAAUGAGAUCACGAUUCUGGCCAGCUUCUGCAGUAUGAGUCACAUACCGCAUGUCUUGGAGUAUGUGAAUGCUGGAAGGUUAAAGUUGGGCGGCAUUGCGAACAAGACGUAUAGAAUCGAGCAAUGGAAGGAGUGUCUGGAUGCGGUGAGGAAACAGGAGGUUGUUAAAGCUGCUAUUGUGUUCGACUGA
Alternaria viburni is the source of this 1032-nucleotide messenger RNA. RefSeq lists its product as uncharacterized. Bases 1 to 1032 code for a protein of 343 amino acids. Gene Ontology annotation, molecular function: zinc ion binding; oxidoreductase activity. The transcript is spliced from 4 exons. The record is from RefSeq and is a predicted model, not a curated record. Lineage: Eukaryota; Fungi; Ascomycota; Dothideomycetes; Pleosporales; Pleosporaceae.